CCUGCGACUAAGGCGGCAAAAUGGAGGAGACGCCUCACGACUGUCCCGGGACCGGCAGCGCCCAGGCAGGCCGAGGGUCCGCAUGCCAAGGGUGCCCCAACCAGCAGCUAUGCGCUUCGGGAGCUGGCGCGGUUCCGGACCCAGCCAUGGAGGAAAUCAAAGAGAAAAUGAAGACCGUGAAACACAAAAUCUUGGUGUUGUCUGGGAAAGGCGGUGUUGGGAAAAGCACGUUCAGUGCCCACCUUGCUCACGCCCUAGCAGAGGAUGAAAACACACAGGUUGCUCUUCUAGACAUUGAUAUAUGCGGCCCGUCAAUUCCCAAGAUGAUGGGAUUGGAAGGAGAACAGGUUCACCAGAGUGGCUCGGGCUGGUCUCCAGUGUUCCUGGAAGACAACCUGGGGGUGAUGUCAGUGGGUUUCUUGCUCAGCAGUCCCGACGACGCCGUUAUCUGGAGAGGACCAAAGAAAAAUGGCAUGAUCAAGCAGUUCCUCCGAGAUGUGGACUGGGGAGAGGUUGACUACCUCAUCGUGGACACCCCACCCGGGACUUCUGACGAACACCUCUCGGUCAUCCAGUACCUGGCCGCAGCACACAUCGAUGGGGCGGUGGUAAUCACCACCCCUCAGGAGGUGUCCCUCCAGGAUGUCCGAAAAGAAAUCAAUUUCUGUCACAAGGUGAAGCUGCCCAUCAUCGGGGUGGUAGAGAACAUGAGCGGCUUCAUCUGCCCUAAGUGUAAGAAAGAGUCUCAGAUAUUCCCACCAACCACCGGGGGUGCCGAGGUCAUGUGCCAGGAUCUGAAGAUACCUCUCCUUGGCAAAGUGCCUCUGGACCCACACAUAGGUAAGAGUUGUGAUGAAGGACGGUCUUUUUUGAUUGAUGUGCCAGACUCACCAGCCACAUUAGCCUACAGGAGCAUAAUUCAAAGAAUCCAAGAGUUUUGUAGUCUCCGCCAGCCAAAAGAAGAGAGAACCUCAUUAGCCCCUGAAACACAGCGGAACGUUCUGGACGAAAGCAGCCCGUCCUAACCAGCCCAGGCAGAGUAGGGGAUCGCAGGCAGAGGGACCAGACUCUGGAGCAGGGUGAAGUCACUUUUGCAGAGACACUUUAAUCAUCUAAUAUUUGUACAGUUUUGUUUAGAACAUAUGUAAAGGGCAUUCUUUACAAAUGUGCCAUUUAAAAAAUAAAAACAUCUCCUCAAACCUUU
Molecule: messenger RNA, 1204 nt
Organism: Phyllostomus hastatus (greater spear-nosed bat)
Lineage: Eukaryota; Metazoa; Chordata; Mammalia; Chiroptera; Phyllostomidae
Gene: NUBP1
Product: NUBP iron-sulfur cluster assembly factor 1, cytosolic
Exons: 11
Coding region: 21-1025 (334 amino acids)
Biological process (GO): iron-sulfur cluster assembly
Cellular component (GO): cytosol
Molecular function (GO): 4 iron, 4 sulfur cluster binding; ATP-dependent FeS chaperone activity; ATP hydrolysis activity
Source: RefSeq, a predicted model, not a curated record